AUGACGCGCUCGCGCAAUAGCCCCGUUCCGACGCUCCCGAUCGAAAUAUGGUCCACGGUGUCGCGCUACGUACCGCUUACUGACCGCGUGGCGAUGCUCGCGACGUGCAAGGCGAUGCGAGAGGUGCGCGCGCGCGCGGGACGUCUCGAGAGCGGCGUUCUUCGCGAGCGCGACGCCGCGACUAUCGCGUACAUAGGUCAACACAGGCAUUACUUCGUCGACGCUGACGGUGCGCCGUGCGUGGAUGGGGAGGCGGUCGGCGCGUUUGCGCGCGCUUUGGUGCCGUACUCGAAUCGAUUGUUUCCGCUCGACGUAAUCGACGUGGAACGUAGAGAUAAGGCGCAUCAACGCGCAUGGUUUUGCGCCGCGAUGGUGGAGGCAUUUGCCGACGGUCUGGAUGACGUGCGGUUCCUGACGAUGACGGAGACAGAGAAGGCUUGCCAGGUGACGAGCGCCAUGGCAGGAUCGACGAUCGAUUUGAGUCAUCAGGCACGAGGAAAAGCAGUCGGGAUGUUUCUGCGCACGGACAUUGACUUUUUGGAGGAAGAUUGGAUGGAUGGACAGUACGAUGCGAACGAUUGGAGAGAGGCGCACUACGAGGCAGAAAACACGGAUGAAGAGGUGCACAUCGAUGAGUACACACUCGGCGUGGACCGAAUCGAUCGCGGCGGUGAGUCACGAGUGGAGGUAUCAGACGCGAUUGUUCACGACGCGGAAUUGUUUCGCGCCGAGAUUAGAAUAUUCUUGAUGACGCACGGCGUGCUUGGUACGAAGACACUCUCGCAUCUGCUCUCUGAGCACGCACAAGGCGCCGGGAUUGAAUCGGCGUUUCGAUUCAAGACGUUUACGAUUGGUUUCAUGGGUUUGCUUUCGACUAGGAAGCACACGAACGUGAGCUUCCUCCGCACGCUCAUUUCGCCAAACUUCCAAUGGUUUAUACUGAGGAUGGCACAGUUUCGAGGGAGCGACGCGAGUGAAGCGGAGACGUCAAUUACCUACGUGCCCGAAGGCAUGGCCUCUUUAUCUCUUCAAGCCGAGAUGGCCUUGUAUCGAGCGUCGUCCGUUCCUGAGCUCACGACAGUGGCUGCGUUUGAGCUGACCGAUAACCUAAACGCCAACCUGGGCAGUGUUUUUGAUCCGCAAGAGAUUUUCAACGAGAACAUUAUCGCGUUGAGUAAGCUGCUGAGCAUCAUCCUCAGAGAAACCGCUCCAGGUGAAGUAUCAUUCGCGCGCAUAGUCUUCGGAGUCACAGAUCGAUGGGAUCCUACGUAUAAGCUGAUGUUACUUGGUGCUCUGUGGGAAAUAUGUCCUCAGACGCAGUAUCUACUCGAGGCGUUCUUUUCUCGUGAACUCAGACCCGCGCCUCCGGGUGCGUACGAGCUCAGAGAGGCUCGGCAUCGAGACCUUCCAGCUUCGAGAGUUGGCGCUAAAUUUCUCGCAGUCUUCAAACAACGUCAUCACUUGCGUCUGAAGGCAAACACGUGCGUCGCCAUAUUCGAGAUCGCUCGCCAGCAAUGGAGCGAGUCCGAGCGCGAGCGCGUCACGGUGGCUAUCCUCAGAGACUGUCAAAUCGGCUUGUGCAUGUCUGUGACAGAAUGCGAGUUCGGUUGUUGCCGCCACGGGAUCAACAGCAAUAUUCUCGCUCUUAUGGUGUAUUUAGGCGAAGCCGGUUACACGAAAAGUAAAAAGAGAAACGCCGUGAAACCACCAAAAAGUCCUCGACCGGUGAAAAUCGACGAGGACGCGCGCGCGGACGAGUCGCUAUUCGACAUCGACUUUGAAUACGACACGGACACGCUCGUACACCGCGAGAACGGAUCCAAUCGAACCUUCGCCGCGCAUAACUGGCUCGCGCCGGAAGAGUGA
This is a messenger RNA of Ostreococcus tauri, 1866 nucleotides long. Its product is annotated as unnamed product. NCBI's taxonomy places the organism in Eukaryota, Viridiplantae, Chlorophyta, Mamiellophyceae, Mamiellales, Bathycoccaceae. The transcript is spliced from 2 exons. The record is from RefSeq and is a predicted model, not a curated record. Bases 1 to 1866 code for a protein of 621 amino acids.